Messenger RNA from Anguilla anguilla (European eel), 3626 nucleotides. RefSeq names its product TLC domain containing 5a (gene tlcd5a). The transcript is spliced from 3 exons. Gene Ontology annotation, cellular component: membrane. The record is from RefSeq and is a predicted model, not a curated record. Bases 716 to 1438 code for a protein of 240 amino acids. NCBI's taxonomy places the organism in Eukaryota, Metazoa, Chordata, Actinopteri, Anguilliformes, Anguillidae.
CACUUACAUUCGUACACAGAACGCUGUAGCAUUCUUGUGUAAGUCUGUUGAAACUCAUAUUAUGCCCUCCUGAAUAUCAGACACUCCUAAACAGAGCAGCACGUGACGCCAGUAAUCUUAAGGUUCGAAAGUCAAUCAGUUUAUCAGCUUACUCAUGCCACUGGGUCAAACCCAGUGCGGUGUUGCGCCUUUGUCAAUCGCUUUGGCGAAAUGUUUUAGUUAAACAGAUCAUGUUAGUAGCCCUUACAGUUUUGAAUAUCGGUGCCAGUCAUGUAAGCCUACAGGAAAACACUUUGCCUGAGUUUUAUUUUUUCCUCAGACUAAAUGAGAACAUAAAAAAAAAACAUUUAAGAGGGUUGCUGUUGAGCAUUGUUAUGAAGGUAACAGCUGCAAGGACUUUUGAACCAGUUUUGAAACAACCUGCUGUGUGCCAGAAUUUAUGUUGAACAGAGAGGGUUGUUUGCUGCUUCUCCAGACAGGAUCAUUUCUCAAUCCCAGAAUGUCAGACCCCCCCACCCUACCCCCCUCUCCUUACCCGUGUGGAUGCUGGUCAGCGCAAUAUUUGUGUGGAGAAAGGUGGUGAAGCACACAUUGGUCAGCACAGUGUCAGGAAAGCACAGGUUGGUUUGUGUGGUGUAAAUUCAUCUGGAAAACCAUGGCUUGGUAGUGCUGACUUGGAAUUUCUCCAGGGUGAAUUUGGAAUAAAGCCCAAGAGAUGACAUCAUUAUUUCUGGAGGUGUGUGCCAGCCUGAUUGGCUGGAUCGCUCCCUAUGCUGUGCUCUGUCACCUGAAUGGUCACCGUGGCUACGAGUGGAACUGCCGCCUGGUCACGCUGUUCCACGGCAUCCUGGUAGUGUGUGUGACUGCGUACAUAGGCUAUGUGGAUGGACCCUGGCCUUUCACACACCCAGGUACGAAGAACACACCACUCCAAGUCACCGCACUGGUCCUCAGCCUGGGCUACUUCAUCUUCGACAUGUGCUGGUGCGUGUACAUGGGCACGGAGGGGCCGGUGAUGCUGGCGCACCACACGCUGAGCAUGCUGGGAAUGGUGCUGAUACUGUGGCUGGGCGAGUCGGGCAUCGAGUCGUGCGCCGUGCUGUUCGGCAGCGAGAUCACCAACCCCCUGCUGCAGCUGCGCUGGUUCCUGCGGCGGCUGGGCCGCUACGAGGGGCUGCUGGGCGACGCCGUGGACCUGCUGUUCGUGGCGCUGUUCGUGGCCAUGCGCAUCCUGCUGGGCGGCUACAUGCUGUACUGCGAGCUCUCCUCCGCCCGGCCCCGCCCCGUGGUCAAGGCCGGGGGCGUGGCCAUGUAUGCCCUGUCCUGGGUCUUCAUGGUGGACAUCGCCCGCUUCGCCCACCGCAAAGCCAGCACCAGGUACCGCCGCUGGCAGGAGCGCCAUAAACUGUCCAAUGGACACGAUGGAAAGGUGGACUGAAAAACUCCAUAAUUCUGAUUGGAGGAAGCACCUAACCCUGCCCCUGAUUAUCUUAAUAUUAAUUUCAAAUUCCCUUAACCUCACUGCUCAGAUUCAAGCAAGUUCUAUGAAGGUUAGACCGAACAGUGCUUCUAAGUUUCUCCAUUCUUCGAAGGUAAUAGUCCAACUUGAAGAGAUUCAUGGCGAGCAUUUUGUUUUCAGAUGUUCGUCUGAAAUAUUAACGUAAUAUUUCAAAACAUGAACAUGAGAAAGAAAUUGUCAGCAGUGUGCAGCAGUUCUAAUUUAAACAUAAGGACAUGAGUCAAAAAGAAUGCCUUUGUUUAUAUCCCCAUGAAACAUAAUCAAGUCUGCAACACAUCGGAUGAUUUGAGGUAUUUUACAAACUUAUUGUUGAGAUUUGUCUCUUAGCAACGGUACCAUCCCCAUCACUCUUUGACCAGUGUGCUGUGGUCCAUUUUUGGGUAGGGUGCAAGCCUACUUAAAGUUUAGAGAAAGUAAAGGCAUCCAUCCCAUCUGAGUUAACUUGGGAGGAUUGGGGAAAAAGUCUGCUGUACUGCGAACAGUUGAUUAUAAUUUUCUCAGAUUGUAUUUUCUGCUAGCGGGAUACCUUUUGCUCAUGUUGACAUUUCUCGCAGACCUUUUUAUUACAAUUUUUUCUAUUGGUGAAACAAUAUUUUUACAUUCUUGGUGCAAUAGUCUCAACUCUUAUUAAAAAACACAGAAGUGUGUUUUUAAACUGAAAUAUUUCCAAAACUCCACAACUCCUCUGUACAUUUGUACAACUCUAUAAGUAAACUUCUCAAACUUAUGUAUCUUGCUUGAAAAUAUUCACAUAAAUACUUCAGAAUGAUUAUUUCUCCAUUAAGAAUGUCAGCAACCUUCUAGGAAAAGCUGAGAAAUGUACAACACCACUGUGAAAUGGAUAAGAGAAGAAGAAAGCUGACACCAGCAGAGAGCAGGUCCGGAAGCAUAUUCUGGACCAGGCUGUGACGUUAGUUGUGACUGUUGUGACUUAAGUUGUGGUUGCACACUACGGCCUGCUGUGGUACAAUAUAUGGCAAUAUUAGACUUUUAAUUGAAAUUAUCUGUUGUUGUCUUCAUUAAGUGUACUCAAAAUGUUGAGAGCAGGCCCUGUGUUGGCUUAAAGUAAGUAUCAAUUGACUAUAAUUUUAACCAACUGACCAAAUGUUUUGAGUAGGAUUUUAUGACUCAGUGAUAGACAGCAUGUGGCACUGAGCAGUGUAAUAACUGUUCAUGUAGACAACAUUGCUCUGAUGGCACUAGCUUUUCAGAAGGGCUUCUUUGCAAACAGCAGGCUUCCUUCAGUCUGGUGUACACUAUGCAGUGGAGAAUGGUGGCAUAACAUUGCAGUAGAGUACAUCCCUGUAUGGAUAUCACAUUUUUGCCCCAUGUUGCAGUGGAAAUUGAAACAGCUGCUUGGGUAUUUCACAUGUUUAAAACUGUUUAAUGUGAAUAUGAUUUUUAUUAUUAUUUUCAAAUGUUCAAGUGUUUGUUUGUUUGUUUGCUUUUCUUUUGUUUGCACUUUAACAAUUGUGAAAAGGCUCCACUAAGAAAGCCACUUGAAAUGCUUGUGCAAUCCAUAGAGGUUCCAGCAUUUCUUGUAAAACUGCCAUCAUUUGUGAAAUAGCGGUAUAUGGUGAUGACUUCAAAAUCUGUCAGCCCAAUUCUUGGAGCACUGUAUAAUAGAAUAAUAAACUGCUAUGGUCUCGUUAUUAACAAGCAACGUAGUGCAUCUCCAACAAGACUGAAGAUCAUAUUUUUAGAUGGAAGAAAUGUGUUUGUCUGUAUGUAUUUUCUAUAUUUUUCAAGUCUCGUCUGCUCACAAUUUUGUAUGUUUGAACAAAGCUGUGUUGUCAUUAUUAAAACUGUCCACUAGAUGCCACUGAAGGCAAAUUUGUAAAAUUUGAUCAAAACAUUCUAAUCAGUCCUUGUUCCUUGUUAACACUGACAUGAGGUACAUCUAACUAAGCCAUUCAGUAGAGCUGUUGGUUUUAUUUAGUGUGCAUAUGCUUAUUAAAGUGCUAAUGUCACCUUAUUAACAGUUGUUAAAUGAUUGACAGUUAUGUGCACUUGAAACAUUUUUAAUGAAUCCUGACUGAAAACAUACGCACUGGUAUGAUAACUUUUACACAGCAAAAAAUAAAUGUUUAUGUAUAUAAAAGUAAAA